Dendrobium catenatum is the source of this 2420-nucleotide messenger RNA. Its product is annotated as serine/threonine-protein kinase Nek2. Bases 343 to 2130 code for a protein of 595 amino acids. The record is from RefSeq and is a predicted model, not a curated record. Lineage: Eukaryota; Viridiplantae; Streptophyta; Magnoliopsida; Asparagales; Orchidaceae. Gene Ontology annotation, biological process: protein phosphorylation. The transcript is spliced from 15 exons. Gene Ontology annotation, molecular function: ATP binding; protein kinase activity.
UUCUCUCACUACAUAGUUCUCACUUGCUCUCUUGCUUCUUUAGCCCUCUUUUUCCUCUUUCGCAGGCAUUCGAACUUCGAAUCUACCAAUCAACUCCUUUUGAGGAGCCUGUUGCCGCCUCGAGUUGCGGCGCUGGUCUCGCUUCUUCUUCUCCUUCUUGCUCCCAUGUCGGAGAGCAUGUGAGUGAGGAACUGCGAGUUCUCACUGCUCCGCUUCUUUUAGUCGGCGAGGUCUCCAUGAUCCAGUAGAAUCGGAGAUCUCUGUUCGGCCGGCAGUGGGUUUAGAUCCGGUGAGGGAGAGCUACAUAAGUUUGAAAGAGUUGGAGCUAAUUGUUAUUUUAAGAUGGAGCAAUAUGAGGUUUUGGAGCAGAUUGGCAAAGGAGCAUUUGGCUCUGCUCUUCUCGUGAAGCACAAGGUGGAAAAGAAAAAGUAUGUCCUGAAGAAAAUCAGGCUUGCUCGGCAGACAGAUAGGUGCCGCAGGUCUGCACACCUGGAGAUGGAGCUUAUUUCUAAAGUGCGGAAUCCAUUCAUUGUGGAAUACAAGGAUUCUUGGGUUGAAAAGGGCUGUUAUGUUUGUAUUAUCAUAGGGUAUUGUGAGGGUGGCGACAUGGCUGAAGUUAUAAAAAAGGCGAAUGGACACCUUUUCACUGAAGAGAAGCUUUGCAAGUGGCUUGUGCAGUUACUUAUGGCUCUUGAUUACUUGCAUGUGAACCAUAUUCUUCACCGUGAUGUCAAGUGUUCUAAUAUUUUCCUAGCAAAAGAUCAGAGCCUUCGACUGGGUGACUUUGGCCUUGCAAAAAUGUUAAGUUCGGAUGAUCUUGCAUCAUCUGUUGUUGGAACUCCCAGCUAUAUGUGCCCAGAGCUUCUAGCAGAUGUACCUUAUGGUUCCAAGUCUGAUAUAUGGUCUUUAGGAUGUUGCAUAUAUGAAAUGACUGCUCUGAAGCCUGCUUUCAAAGCUUUUGAUAUGCAAGGCCUGAUAAACAAAAUAAACAAGUCAAUUAUAGCUCCUCUCCCGAGUACAUAUUCCGGCCCAUUUAGAGGACUUAUUAAAAGCAUGCUUAGGAAAAGCCCAGAACAUAGGCCAAGUGCUGCAGAACUGCUCAAGCACCCACACCUUCAGCCCUAUGUACUCCAAGUACAUUUGAAAACCAGCCCAAAUCGCAACUCUCUUCCCAUCCAACAUCUCACAAGCAAUCUUGUAAAGAAAAUUAGAUUUUCUGAUGAUGAAGAUGAUUUUGUCUGCAACAAAAAUGACAAAAUACAAUCCUAUGCCAAUGAAAGGAUUGUGAAGCCGAACCGAACCACAGCCGAGCGGGAUUCCAUUAGCUCCACAAAAAGCAUUAAAGAUCAUCCUGAAUAUUUGAAACAAAAGAUCAAGGACUUGUCAGUUGGCAGCAGUCAUAUAGGCCAGCCACGCCGUGGAAAAAUGAACAUUGAUAAGCCAAGUCUUUCUAAGACACCUAAAUAUACUCCAGGCAAAGCUUUUGUUACUCCAAGAAAGCAAGAGGAACCUGCAAAAACUAUAUAUAGUGUAUCAAACCGUGAAAUGGCUUACAUAAGGACACCAGCGGAUCGUACUAGUAGAUUCAGUAGGAGGGCGUCUCUGCCACUGCCUUCAUUUGAAACACCUCACAGACGCAAUGCUACUAGCAUGCUUCAAAGGAUGCAAUCUCCAGAGGUUUCAGUCAAUGCCCCUCGGAUAGACAGGAUUGCCGAAUUCCCACUAGCUUCAUCUGAAGAUCCUCUGUUCUCUCUCCAUAAGAUCUCAUCAGUUCAUGGCUCCUCUUCCACCCCUCACUAUGGAGAUCGCUCAAUCACCAAGGAUAAAUGCACCGUUCAAAUAUUUCGAACCGACGGAGAUCUUGGGAGCGACUCUUCUGAAAGAAAUCCUGCUGCUGUGGAUGCAUCAAGCCGGGGAUCGUCGGAGUCCCGUCAACGGCGGUUCGACACAUCAUCAUAUCAGCAAAGGGCAGAGGCUUUAGAAGGUUUGUUGGAGUUCAGUGCGCAGCUGCUACAGCAGGAGAGGAUUGAAGAACUGGGCAUACUCUUGAAGCCUUUUGGCCCUGGAAAGGCUUCGCCGAGGGAGACAGCUAUAUGGUUGACAAAGAGCUUCAAAGAGACGGCACCGUGAAACUGUCUUAGGAUUCUCAGGAACUUUUUCCCCUCAGUUUUUUUGUGUGAGGCUAAUGAAUAGGGUUAGUAGUUGCUAGUUUAGCAUAUUGUAGUCAUGCUGUGAUGUUCUUCAUUUACUGUACAAAGGUGUUUCUCCAUUUUAGAUCGAUUAGGUGUAGUUCACAGCUUGUAAACUACUCUUAAUGAACCUGCAUCGUCUUGUUUGGACUUAACUGGAAGAACUGGAACUGGACUUGGUUAUUCUGGAAAGAAGCUAUUUAAUUUUAAGUAUUCUUUACAUUGCAGGUA